Messenger RNA from Aspergillus nidulans FGSC A4, 1713 nucleotides. RefSeq names its product CAIB/BAIF family enzyme. Bases 1 to 1713 code for a protein of 570 amino acids. The transcript is spliced from 4 exons. Gene Ontology annotation, molecular function: catalytic activity. Lineage: Eukaryota; Fungi; Ascomycota; Eurotiomycetes; Eurotiales; Aspergillaceae. The record is from RefSeq and is a predicted model, not a curated record.
AUGGCAUCAUAUUCGCCCGUCAAAGAAGCAAUGCGCAUCUUCUCAUUCCUCUGCGACCAAGCCGAGCGUCUCAAUCUCCCCCCGGAGGUGGUCGCGGGACAAGAUGCAGUCUCGUUCAACACAACCCAUGACAAGAUCUACUUCCCGAUUCCGUUUAAAGAGACGGAGACACUUGCAGCUUUGAAGGGCGUGGAGGGUUCCGUGGCUGCUGCGAUCGCAGACCUGAGAUAUGGACCGGCUGCGCAAAAACGGAAUAUCAAAAUCAACCUAGAGCGCGCGACGGCGUUCGGCUGCCAGGCGUAUAUGGCUAAGGUGGACGGGAUGUCCAAGCUGGACCCCGAGGUCAAGAAGAAGUUAAAGGUAGAUACGGACUUGCUCGCGGCGCAGUCAAAUGGAUACCGCCGAAUGUCGGCAAAUUUGUACAGGACCAAGAAUGAGGGUGAGUUCUUUCAUAUUCACGGCUCGCUCGAGGCCACAACGACAUUAAACAUGAUCGGGUUGGAGGGCCACCGGCCCGAUCUCACGGAUUAUGAGGAGAUCAUUAAGGUCAUCGAAAGCCACGUGCAGAAGUACUCUGCAGCGGAGCUGGAGGAGAUGAACAACGAACGGAGACAAGCCGGCGUGACUGCGUUCAAGUAUGAGGACUUUAUCAAAACACCUCACGGCAAACUCAACGUCCAACAACCUCCUUGGAAAGUCACCAAACUUCCCGGCAACCUGCCUCCAACGCCAUUCCCAGCCGACGGAGGCAACAAGAAGAUUCUCAAGGGCAUCAAGGUCCUUGAACUCUGCCGUAUCAUCGCCGGGCCCACCGUCGCCCGCAUCCUGACAGAGUACGGCGCCGAUGUUCUAAAGAUCACGAGCCCCCACCUCUCAGAUGUCCCCUUCUUCCAGGUCGACGGCAACAUGGGCAAGCAUGCUGCCGAUCUAGACCUGAAAACACCUGAAGGCCGCGAGGUCUUUGAGGCCUUGCUGGCCGAUGCAGACGUCCUCGUCGACGGAUACCGCCCCGGCGCGCUGGACCGUCUAGGCUACGGCGCAUCUGCUCUCGCCGCGCUCGCCGAAAAGCGCGGAAAGGGCAUUGUUUAUGUCAACGAAAACUGCUUUGGCUACGAAGGGGAAUGGGCAGGUCGUCCCGGCUGGCAGCAGAUAGCUGAUUGUGUAACAGGCGUAGCAUGGGCGCAAGGGAAAUUCAUGAACCUUCCUACCCCGGUGGUUCCUCCCUUUCCCAUUUCUGACUACGGCACCGGUUGCAUGGGCGCGAUCGCCGCCCUAACAGGUCUCUACAACCGCGCCAAAUUCGGCGGUUCCUACCACGGCAAAGCUAGUCUUAUGCACUACGACCUCCUCCUCUUCGCCGUGGGACAGUACGACCAAGAUGUGCAGGAAUCGCUGCGCGCGAGCCAGCCAGAGGAGUUCUUCUCCUUGCGGCACUGUGACAGCGUUGACCGAAUCUCGUCGACUGUACUAAAAGGAAUGAAGGAGCGCUUUCCGCAUCUGUAUCUCCCUCCCGGUUCUGAUAAAGAGCAUGAGGUAAUACUGACGGAGAAGUGGUAUUCUACGGCUUAUGGCGCGGAGAUUGAGGUUGUCAAGCCAAUCGCGGAGAUCGAUGGCGUGGAUAACAGUUUCGAGAGGGCGAGUCGACCGAACGGCGUUGACAGACCGUCUUGGGAGGACUUUAGGGUUGAGGAGGGGGACAAACGGCUGCAGUAG